Messenger RNA from Symbiodinium pilosum, 330 nucleotides. The record is from the annotation of a GenBank genome assembly. NCBI's taxonomy places the organism in Eukaryota, Dinophyceae, Suessiales, Symbiodiniaceae.
GUGCCCUCUAGGGAGGCGCCUGGGGCAGAGUUGGCGACUGCAGACAACGAGGAAGUGGCUGCUUCUGCUCCCGUCGCUGAGACAGAAGUCAAAGACCAGGAGGAGCCAGAGAACGCAGAGGUGCCCACUGCAACACCAGCAGCCGGCGCAAUGCAGCAGUUCACAAAUCUUCGUGCGGAAGAGGCGCUGUCCUCAAGAGCUACUGGCCAUGCGUCGAUCGCACCUGACAGAGCUGCGUUGCCAGAUGCAAGCAAGAGAGAGGAAGCAGUCUCUUCCAGCUUUCAGCCAGAAGCAGUGAACGCUGUAGUACCCGGCGACGCAGAAGCCGAG